Dreissena polymorpha is the source of this 5094-nucleotide messenger RNA. Its product is annotated as hillarin-like. The transcript is spliced from 12 exons. The record is from RefSeq and is a predicted model, not a curated record. Bases 1520 to 3862 code for a protein of 780 amino acids. Lineage: Eukaryota; Metazoa; Mollusca; Bivalvia; Myida; Dreissenidae.
GCAUACGUUUCAUAUCAAUAUUUUGCGCCCCUGAACGUGUUUCACAGUUAAAUGUAUCAAUAAUCUCAUGUUUUGCUCUGAGAAGCUAUUAAUAAUGUGUUUAUUUGUAAACUUUUUUUGCCGUUUUCAACAGUGUUUCAGUUAUGCCGCGGCGUAUAUUGUUGUCAACUCACACUUUUCCUCACAUAGCUGUGUCUUCAUUACUAGUGUACGUAGGCCAAGAACUUACAACAUCAAAACUAGAAUCAGAAGCAGGAGAGAAUGUCAAUCAAACGGAGUUCAUGAUCAGUGCCCACAAAUAUGUUGCCGGGCCGGGAAUCGAACCCACAAUCCUAGUGUUUUAAGUCUUAUGCUCAACAAAGGAAAAAACCGGUAUAAUAAUUAGAAUAAUUGGCAUACGUCUACACUUCGAAGAUAUUCACAAUCGUUGAAAUACCCAUGCUUGCUAACGUAAUAACCUUUUUAAAUAUGUUUCAAUAUCUGUGGAUUGGUCAGUGUAUCUUCAUUAGUAUAGACAAAAAGAGAAAAUUUGUAUGUAAGAUUAUGUAAGCAAUAUGUAAGUAAAAUAUCAUUCGGGAUUUCUUGUGCAUUGUAAACAUUCAGUUAGUUUGUAAUCACGCUGCAUCCUAUAACUCAUGAUAUGUAGGUCUGAUAUCGCAGUCUUUGUUCUCAAGCAACACACAUCCAUCUAUGUAGUAUUGCUUUCAAAAAUUAAAGCAGUUCAAUACGUUAGGUGCAGAUACACUUUUGAGUGGAUAUUGAGAUUACGAUAACUAUUUUAUGGGAGCCACUGUACUUUGGAAAUCUCAAUGAAGUGAUACCAAAUAUAGGCGAGUCAUUCAGGUUGAUGGCAAUUUCGGCGAAUAAAUCUCGACCAAAUAGGGCCAUGUGGGAAAGAUAAAAAGUACUAUCCAUGCACUUGUAGUGUACUUUAUUUUAAAUAUUCUUUUUUAACGAUCAUCAGACGAAAUGAAUGAGGGCUUUGCAAUGUAUUUGAUACGUUUGGGGCAUCGUGAUAAACGGAUAUACUCCGUAAACGCGUUUUGUUAAGUGUUAUUUCAGAUCAGAUUUUCUUUUUUGUGUUUUAAGUAAUAAAGAUGUAAUACAAACAUUUGGAUAUUGAAGUGUGUUAGUCUGCUUGGUUGAUUUAACAAUGUAAUGUACAUAUAACAAUGUGUAAUCCAUCCUAUGGUUCGCGAUGAGUUGUUUACAUGAAUCGUUCAGCGCCUAACUGGGACUUAAACGCCUAUGAAACUUAUAUUUUUAUUUGCAAACUCAUAUCAACGACGAAGUGUACAAUCUUGUGUUUUUUUCCAUGGUAAAGAAUUUUACACAGAACAAGUAUACAUGUUUUUAAAUUGUUUAGGCGCGAAUUCGUGUGUAUUGUUCAAUAUUGAUAACAAUUAACGACAUCAGAUGUUUACCUCUUCGGACAAGGAAAAGACUUGCAAAAAGAAAAAAAGGAAACUAAUGGGUUAAACUAAGCCACAUCGCCUGAGAAACUUAAGCUCCUUCAGUUAUGGGCUGUGGGAACUCUACAGCCGCUGGCGCGGACACAAACAACAACAAAAGCAACUCCAAGCAGGUCAACUCAGUGAAAGCUGCCGGAAACAAGCAGGCUCUUGUUGUGGUUGCUAAUGGUACCGCUAAUAAACGGGCCGAGAAUGAUGACGGGAAUUCAAAUUUAAAGCAAGAACCAGAAAUAGAAGAGAUUGAUGUUCCAAACCUUCUUUCUGGAUACCAUGUACCGAAAGAACCUGAAAACCGGAAAGCCGAUAUUUUUAACAAAGACAAGAUGAAAGGGGUGGACGCUUUGGCAAGACAGACGCCGGAUGAUCUUGCGGACAGUUACGAGGGGCUUAUCAGCCAUCUCACAAGCAACUGUAAAACAGACGUUGAAAAAGUGCGAGCAAUAUUUAUAUGGAUGGCUAACCAAGAUAUUGACGGGGCAGACUACAGCAAGGUUACCGGAAACGAUACACCUCGAGGAGUCAUGAAGCUUAUGAAAGAAAAUAAAGCGAGUUAUUCUUCAUUCUUUGCUCUGCUGUGUCGACAAGCUGAGAUAGAAUGUGUGGUGAUAGACGGUUGGGCGAAGGCUGCAGGAUACAAAGUCGGUGAUUCGGAAACGGAAUUGAAGAAAUAUCGAAACUCCUGGAACGCAGUUUAUAUAGCCGGUGGUUGGCGACUAGUGUUCCCUCUCUGGGCAUGCAGCGCGGUCGUAGGGCAUUCCACGGGUGCUUUCACCAAAGUAGAGGCAAAAGGACAAGCGGUCCGAGAAAAAGAGGUGGAGUCAUCCGGGGUAACAGUCAAGCAUUUCAACGAGUACUACUUUCUCACAGAUCCAGAGGCAUUUGUUUAUAUAGCGUUUCCUGAUCAAGCAAGAUGGCAGCUUCUAUCUCGCCAAUGGGACUUCGCAAAAUUUUCAGAUGUUCCGUAUGCUCGACCGGAGUACUUCAACUUAAAAGUUGAUAUCCGAAGCAAAUUUAGCGGCCGUUUGAAGUCAACCGAUGGCGAGUGCCACAUUGAGCUUGCGUGCGGAGAUCCUUCCAACAUGGGCAUGACCUAUGAACUUUACUACAACCAUCUCGAAUCAGGCCAUGAAAUCGAUGCAAAUUUACAACUAAACAACUAUGUUUUGCUUAACCGUGCGGGUAACCGUUGGGACUUCGGAAUCCGAUUUCCCGAAGCCGGAGUGUACAAGUUCCAGAUUUUAGGCGGAAAAGGAUAUGAAACGGACCUGUGUGCGUUCAAAAUAACCGUCGAUGAGGCAAUGGCGGACUGCAAACCUUUACCGUUUAACCCGGGCAAAGUUGGAUACGGGCCCACCAUGGAUACUGAAAUAGCUGGACUUAAAGCAGUGUCGCAUAAAACUGGUAUUGUUAAGAUGUUUGCCAAUAAGACAAUGGAGUUUAAUUUCACGUUAACGCGCGACAUUGUUGUAAGGACAGAACUUUUGCACGCUACAAUAGCAAAGGAAGAUCUGCAAAAGUAUUGUAAAAUGACGCAGAAAUUCCGCAACGUCAGUGUCCAGGUUUCCGUGCCAGAGGAUGGAGAGUAUGCUUUGGCUUUGCACGCUCAGCAGAAGAACAGGAGUGAUUACGACAACGUCUGUAAUUAUCUUCUGACGUCGGAGAAAAAGAAGAAGAAACGAGAGUGGGAGAAUCCCAUAGAGAAAAGGACCAGAAAUAACGUGUCAGUUUUAGCAAAAGCGAAAGGGACUAAGUGCGUUGAGGAACUAGAAGGAGAAAUAGAGAAAUUCCAAAAGUUGGACAUGGAAGAUAAGGGAGAGCUACAAGCGGCUCAGGACGCACUGGAGUAUAAAAAGGACCAAAAAUGUCUAAAGGACGCAAUAAAUCGGCGAAACCUAGAAAAACUUGAAAUUGCCAUCAAGCAAGGUCACAACUCACGGUUCAAGGACAAACUGUCCCGCUUGAUUGAGGAGGCGGAAGAGUUGAGGAACCAUCUCGUGCAUCUGAACAAGAUUGCGCACGAUAUCCUUGAGAUGAAGCAGUCCACCAUAUCCGAGCUGCGCAGUUACAAAUCACCUCCGAACGUCAUCUUUGACAUAAUGCAGUCUACGUUUCUUAUAUUAGGUGAACAAAAUGAACAACUAGAGGUGUGGGAAAACCUUCAAGUGUUAAUGGGGAAAAUGGGUAAGGAAAGUGUGAUCCGACGCGUGAAGACGUUUGAUACGGUUAACGUAAAGCCUGCAGUGCAACAAAAAGUAGAGGCGAUGCUCAAUAAAUACAGCGAGUUUGAGUCGCGUGCUGCCAGCGCGGGGGCGGGGACGUUCUAUUGUUGGUUGCGUGAUGUUUGCAUUGCCAUUGAACAGACUGAGCCACCUGCAGGGAGUGAUCCGUAAACGACUGGGACUUACAUCAGAACUUACUAAUAAUUAUUAUGAUGAAUAUGCCAAGUUGUAACUAGGCAUGCUGAAGAGCAAUAUGCUAAGCUUUAAGUAGGAACGUUUCUGAGCAAUAUGCAAUGUCAUUAUAUUUGGAAAUUGUUUUAAAUAUGCAAAUUUUAACUAUUUGAAAAGCUGUUUAAAAUAUGGUACGAAUAACAAUUCCAACAAAAUAUUCAUCUUCGAAAUUUGAGAAAGAUGAGCAAGAAAACCAAUAAUUAAUUGGAGGAAUAUGCAAUAAACCUCCUUUAAAAGGAAGACACUUACAAUCUUAUAAAAUGCCAGGCUUUUACGACUAAAGACAUACAUUUUACCACACGUGUAGUUAUGAAACAAACAACAACAUUGGCAUUAAGAAAGAAUUACACAAGGAAUCUGAGGGUCGAUCAUACUAUGCAUGUCGCACAGCAGGCGAUAUAAAUAUACACACAUUGAAACAUCUAUGUUUCUUUUGUAGGACCUAAGGUGAUUAAAUACCACACAUGCACGAUAGUCUGCACAUGUAACGUGAGGAUAUUUCAAAGCAUCUAAAUACAUUCAUUUUGACCAUAUUAUGAUUUUUAUUAUUUACAUUAAUAUUCAUUUUUCUAUACACUGUGAUACUUAUUGUGAUACAUAAUUUAUAUUGCAUACGUUUAUAGCCUUAGUCCACGUGACCAGUCCAAUCGAUUUUUAAUGCAAACAAAAUCAUGUUGACUCAACUUACUAUAAGAUAUGAAUAAGCGCCAAUUCAUUGAUAAAACUGACGUCAUAGUUGUGUAAGUAAUGUUGUUUAUGAACCACGCAACGUGCCAAUAGCAAACGGACUACCGAUCUUGCAACUAUUUGAGUGUACGUUCUAUGUGCUAUUUAAUGCGUCGAACUGCAUUCAAAGGACACUCCCGUUAUGCUAUUUAUAAAAGCACAGAUUUACAUAAUAAUUUUGCUCUUUUACAAACUUAAAUGUGUCUCAAUUUGUUUUUUGCAGGGAAUAUGUUUAUUAAAAAGUUUAAUUAUGAAAAUACUAGCUGUGGAGUGGAGCUAUAAAUAUCCAAUGGAAUUAGUUUUUUUAUAUUGAAUGUGCACUAAUGUGAGUGUUCCACUUUUAUUGUAUGAAUGGGAUUGUGUAGUAUUAAAUUAGCCUUUCAUUUUCAGAUGUAUGAACAUGCUGUUAUAUUUAUAUUUGCUUCCAUAUAAAAUUUUGUUAAGCA